Messenger RNA from Saccostrea echinata, 1680 nucleotides. RefSeq names its product TNF receptor-associated factor 3-like. Gene Ontology annotation, biological process: protein K63-linked ubiquitination; positive regulation of JNK cascade; regulation of apoptotic process. Gene Ontology annotation, cellular component: plasma membrane signaling receptor complex. The coding region runs from base 1 to 1680 and encodes 559 amino acids. The transcript is spliced from 9 exons. Lineage: Eukaryota; Metazoa; Mollusca; Bivalvia; Ostreida; Ostreidae. The record is from RefSeq and is a predicted model, not a curated record. Gene Ontology annotation, molecular function: protein binding; zinc ion binding.
AUGGAUCAGAAAUUGCCGUCUCUGACAUUAAAUGCAUCCCUCCCUUCCCUCCCACACCAACAGACACCCCCGGGUAAUCCUGACUUCGUGUCCCUACCAGCCAAGUACAGAUGUACAAUAUGCCGUGGAGUCCUCAGGGACGCUGUACAAACACUGUGUGGUCACAGGGCUUGUGGUCAGUGUGUGGACCAGCUACUGACCGGAAAUCCCAAGAGAAUCAAGUGUCCAGCCAACGAGGAGUUUUGUGUCAUACUAAAUGGGACUGAGAUACAUGGCGACUUCAGUAUCCGGAGAGAGGUUCGUAACUUGGAGGUGUACUGUGCUCAUCAACAGGAAGGAUGUAAGGAGAUUAUACAAUGGAGAAAACUGGAGGUACAUGUGAAAACAUGCGAGUACAAAGUCACGUUCUGCAGAUAUCAUCCAGCAGGCUGUCAGAUAAAUCUUCCGAAGAAAGAUGAGGAAAGUCAUGCAGUGAAUUGUGAAUUUCGAACUGUUUGUUGUGAACUUUGUUCCCAACAUCAAACUUAUAAUCGUCUAAAGAAACACAAAGAAACGGAGUGUCCUAACGUAAUAGUGAAUUGCAAAUACAACUGUGAAAAACAGCCAUGCCCAAGAUUGGAGAUGAAUGUCCAUGCCGAGGCGGAAUGUCCCAAAAGACCACGAUUCUGUAAAUAUCAUACAAUUGGAUGCGACUUCACGGGUUCAGAGGAAGAAAUAAGGAGACAUUGUCAAGUGUCCCAGGAUCAGCAUAUCCAGCUCACAGCAUUACAAUCACAAGAAACCAGCCUAGAUAAUGUCAACUGUAGGAGAAAAAUAAAAGAACUUUCAACACAUAUACAAAGUCUACAAGAGAUUUUAACGGAACAUUCAAAACAAAUGGAAUACCUUACAACAGUCAUAGAAGGCGUUAAGACAUCAAUAAAGGAUAUAAAGCUGAAAGCAGUUUCACAGACAGAAAGACUCAUUAAUGUAGAACGCAGAGUUGAAAACAUGGCUGACAAAGAGGAGAUGGAGAAACAACGUAGAGAUAUAUUGUUGUUAAAAGACAAGCAUGGGACACUGGAACAGCGAGUGACGUACUUGGAGAGGGCGGGUCCAGAGGGAGGCAAAACGGUGCGAUCACAGCUUCAUCAACACGAUCGACAACUAGCAUUAAUGGAUGCUCGGUGUGCUGAGAUAGACUUGAAGAUGCAGGUUAUGGAGGCGGCAAGCUACGACGGAGUGUUGAUGUGGAAGAUAAGAGAUUACAGUAAAAGAAAGCAAGAUGCAAAGACAGGAAGGACUGUAUCACUGUACAGUCAGCCAUUCUACACGGGAAGAUUUGGAUAUAAAAUGUGUGCGCGUGUUUAUUUGAAUGGAGAUGGCGUUGGAAAAGGCACGCACUUGUCUUUAUUCUUUGUUGUCCAGAAAGGUGAAUAUGACGCGCUGCUACCAUGGCCUUUCAAACAGAAAGUUACGCUGAUGUUGUUAGAUCAGGAAAACAGAACAAGACAUAUCGCUGAUUCGUUUAGACCAGAUGUAAAAAGCUCUAGUUUUAAACGACCGAAUACAGAGAUGAAUAUAGCUUCUGGUUGUCCAAUGUUUGUAAGUCACCCUGUUUUAGAAACACCUGGAUACCUCAGAGACGACACGAUAUUCAUCAAAGUAGUGGUAGCCACCGACGAUUUGAAACUACAUUAG